UAGAAAGUGAUUAAACAAGGCCCGAGUUUUCUGUCAGGCUCAGUAGAGCCGAAGACAUUGAAAGGAAACAUCCCCCGACUGAGUCGUUUAUCGUUAAUAGUGAUGGAUAUAAUUGUCAACGCGUGUUAUUAUAAUAUAUUCUUUUUAUUAUUAUUCUUUAGACUGUUAGACGGUCAUUCGACUUUAAUUAUAGGUCAAGAUGUGCAAUGCGAAAAAGAAGGGGAAGAAGUUAAAGUUAAAAGUAUUUCUGAUAAUCCUUGCUUUACUUGCAAGUGUCAAAAAGGAGUCGUCGUAUGCGAACAGCAAAUAUGUCCCUAUGCCAAGGGGUGCUACUUUUUAGCAUUUGGAGAGAGCCGGUCCUGUUGCGACGUUUGUUUAAGUUGUAACCACGAAGGCGUAUCUCACAAUAGUGGAUCGGAGUGGAUAAGUUCGAAAAAUUCGUGUUUAACUUAUUCGUGUCAGUCUGGUAUCAUAACUGAAUCUACCAUACAUUGUCAAACAUCGUGUCGUCACCCCAUUCCUCCAGAACCUAACGAAUGUUGCCCGAGAUGCCAGGGUUGUCAAAUUAAUGGAAUAAAUUACACAGACGGUCAAACAGUUCCUUCUGAUUCUUCAGAUCCUUGUCUUACAUGUAGCUGUCAGAAAGGAAAUGUUGUUUGUAAGAAAAAGGCCUGUCCAGUUUUGCCUUGUCCGCAGACCAAGUUCGUCCAUAAACCUAACUCUUGUUGUCCGGAAUGCCGAGGCGCUCGAAAGAUUUCCGAUUUUAAAGAUAAAUGUUUAAUCGGUUUGGACAUCCAUAAAAAUGGAGACUCUUUCGUUUAUGAUCAAUGUACUCAGUGUUCCUGUAAUACGUCGACGACUUUUUGUAAGCGUCAAGUAUGUCCACCAUUGGAAUGUCCUCCUUCUUAUCAGAUAAAAGAACCGGAGCAAUGUUGUCCCUAUUGUCAACGCCCGGAAGAGAGAAAGACCGUUUGUAGGUCAGGUGGUCAAAUAUAUCAGAACGGACAACACUGGCAAAAUGGUUGUUCUAACUGUUACUGCCUUCAAGGGAAAGUCAGAUGUUCUGUUGAGUUUUGUAAAACUUCUAAUAAAUGUCCCGCUGGCCAGAAAUUAGUCCAUUUACCUAAAAAAUGUUGUCCAGUUUGCGUCGAAGACGAUGGUGUAUGUACGGUGUUCGGAGAUCCGCAUUACAGAACAUUCGAUGGGAGGACAUUUAAUUUUCAAGGAACGUGCAAAUAUACUUUGAUCAACGAUUGUGCUCAUAAAAGAUUUACAGUUCAAGUAGCGAACGAAGCCAGAUAUUCUAAGAUGUUUUCGUGGACAAAAUCUAUAAUUUUGAAGAUAGACGAUACUAAAUUAGUAUUGGGACAAUAUAGAAAUAUCAAAAUUGGAAAGAAGCGUGUCAGACUCCCUUAUAUUAAGCUAGGAACUUUAUCGGUUGUAGAACAAAAUUAUACAGUUACCGUCAGAACUAAUUUAGGAAUUCGUUUAAAUUGGGAUGGAAAUAGUUAUUUAGAAGUGUUCGUGCCUUCUCACUUUAAAAAUCAGUUGUGCGGAUUGUGUGGUAAUUAUAACGAUAAUCCGGAAGAUGAUUUCACUACGAAGAAAGGAAAACUGGUUUCUAGCCCGGAAGUUUUUGGAAAUUCGUGGGCGGUCGGUCGAGGAAAGAAAUGCUUAAUAUCGAAAUCUCUGCAGACCACGCAUGCCGCUUGUGAAAGUAACUUAAACACAAAGGUUAAAGCCAUUUACGAAUGCAACGUUUUAAAAUCAGAUCUGUUCCGUCCCUGCCAUAGUACAGUGAAUGCCAUGCCUUACUAUAGAUCGUGUGUGAUGGACAUGUGCGAAUGCCCGAUUGGCAGGAAGUGCCAUUGCGAGUCACUUUUCGCCUACGCUCAGCAUUGUAAACGAUUAGGAAUACAGUUAAAUUGGAGAAAGGAUUCUGGAUGCGAAGGAAGCCAUUGUCCAAAAGGAUCGGUGUAUAGAAGUUGUGUUUAUCCGUGUCGUAAAACCUGCAAAAACUAUCAACGAGCAAAGCCAUGCCGAAGAAAAUGUAGACCAGGUUGCGAAUGUGCAGAGGGUACAGUAUGGUAUAGAAAUAAAUGUAUUCCAACACAGCUGUGUCCAGUAUAACUAAAAGAAAAGAAUUUCCGUUUCAUUUCAUUUACCAGCAGGUCUGGUAUUUCAAUUUAUUUUAUAAGCAAUGUUUAUUUCAUCUGUUUUCUUUGGUGAGAAGUUCCUUUAUAUUGAGCGUGCCUGUGCCUUUAUUUUAUAAACUACUGCGAUAAAAAGGCUCUAAAUAAUGAAUUUUUAUUGAAAAAAAGGGCUGGUUCCUUCGAUUAAAAAGGAGAGACGAGAAGUACAAAAUGUAAAUUGUGAUAACCGAAGAGAUUCGUUAGAUUUUUGACAGAAAUGAACCUUAUUUGGUAUUAACACGCACACGAAAUGUUAAUAUAUAUUACUAUUCACAGUUAUGACGACUGAUAAGGCUUGAAUGAUGGUUCCAAGGUAUGAAGAUACCCAAGUAAAUUGCUUUUACUACAAAGUUGAAAUGAAUUAAUUCAUUAUAUUCAUAUGUAAGUAUAUUUCAAAAACAAUAAAAUUGCCAAAAUUUCAAUUUAUUAAAAAUAUGUUAAAAUUAGUUUUUUGAAACAUUCUGUGUAUAAGUUCCUUGUAUAUUACAUAUGUUACUAAAAAAAAUAUAUAUAUAUAAGCAAAUUAGCAAAGCAGACUUUGACAAAAAAAAAUAAUAAUAAUGUUUAAAUUGUUAUUGUGCUCAAAAUAAACAUUUUUCUAUAUUAUUAAUUAAUAAAUUAAUUAUUAAGUUACAUAUAUUUAUUCUUUUCUUUGUCUGCUAUAAAACAUACGCACGCAAUAUUUAGUACAGUACUUAAAUUAUGUCGAACAAUAUAAACUUCUAUUUAUUGCGCUGUUAAUGAUCGAAAGUGAAUGGGGGAAGAGAAAUUAAAAUCAAAAUUUAAAAAAAAAACACUCAACAGUAUUAAAAAU
This is a messenger RNA of Centruroides sculpturatus (bark scorpion), 3006 nucleotides long. RefSeq names its product BMP-binding endothelial regulator protein-like. The transcript has 16 exons. Gene Ontology annotation, molecular function: protein binding. Lineage: Eukaryota; Metazoa; Arthropoda; Arachnida; Scorpiones; Buthidae. The record is from RefSeq and is a predicted model, not a curated record. Bases 103 to 2130 code for a protein of 675 amino acids.